Molecule: messenger RNA, 384 nt
Organism: Owenia fusiformis
Lineage: Eukaryota; Metazoa; Annelida; Polychaeta; Sabellida; Oweniidae
Source: the annotation of a GenBank genome assembly
UGAGAGUACUGGUUCCAAAUUGAGCAGUAAUGAUGUUACAACAUGCGCCCUCUAUCUGUUGCGUACCGUACCAUCAGCUAGACAUGGUGUAUUGGAGCACCUUAGUGGCGUCUUGGAUGAAGCAGUGAACAGGCAUUUUAUACAGUUAGAGCUUGGUUCAUCUGUUACCGAAACCAACACUGAGAAUGAAGAGGCGAUACUCCAAGAUAUCCAUGAAGUGCUUCUCUCAUAUAUUAAAUCCUCUCCUUUACACUGGGCACCCAUAAUCUCAACUUGGGCGAUAGAACUACUAGGAGGUAUAAGCAGUAAAUAUGCAUCCAAACGCGCCAUCCAGCACUCUUCAAACAGCCUCAAUGAACAACUGCAGUUUUGGAUGAGCUGUAG